UGUCAGUAUCCCGAAACCUCAAGCCAAGGAUUGACGACAAAACGUUCGAUUGUUUUGCUGCCAGGGAAACCGGGAUGAUGGUUUCAGGAUCGACCUUUCUAUCAAUAUUUGUUGCAUUUGCUGCGAAAGAUUGUUUCGGCAGCAACCACUGUCGUUCUCCGGCUUUAUGGAGUGUCGAUGCGUUCAUCACAUCGAAUCGCAUGGUCCCACUAAAUUCCCAACCCGCAGCCAAGUCCAUGCUCAAGGAACUUUACUUAGCUUCAAGAAAGCUAGAGUCUUCCGACACACCUCUAGAUGAUUUAAACAUAGCAAUUAUUGGGGCAGGACCUUCCGGCUUACUGCUGGCGCACAAGGUUGCUAGAUUGGGAGCCAAGGUAAAAAUUUUCGAAGCCCGCUCUCGUCCUCAACCCGACAGCCUAGAGCAAGGUCGAGCAUACGCUCUGGGGGUGGGCAUACGGGGGCGUACGGCCAUCCAAGCCGUUGACGACGGUCUCUGGAACGUUGUGGAACAAGCCGGUUUUGGAAGUCAACGAUUUCAACUUCAUGCCGGGCCACUAAAAAUGACUUUGCGUGACGAACAAGACAAUGUGCAGAAGUCUGUUCUUCUGUACCAGACCGAUUUGUGUCGAGUUUUGGCCGAAGAACUGGAAUCUUGCUACAAUGAGACGCAUGUUACGUUGGCUUACAGCAGCAACGUAGUUGGCGUAGACUUAGACACCAAACAAGUAAAGAUUCGUGGACUUGAUUCCAUAGAAAAGGAGACACAUUUUGACCUGAUUGUUGGAUGUGACGGAGUAAACUCCAUUGUACGUCAAGAGCUUGUCGACUUCUGUCCUGCUUUCAAGUCAGCCCGCACCGCGCUCCCUGGUGUUUUCAAAGUGGUACAACUCUCUGCCAUGCCGCCUGCUUUGGAUCCCACAGCAGUUGCUUUGAUAUUACCAAAAGCUGGUGGAGUAACAGCCUUUGUAGAGCCGACAAUCAACAACACGUGCUGCAUUCUUUUUGCUGGACGAAAUGAAACAGACCCCCUCCUUAUUUCCAAAGAUGAAACAGAGCUAUUCGAAACCAUGCAAUCCCGCUUUCCGAUUUUAAAAGGCGCCAACUUCAAGUCUGUAGCAAUUCAAAUGGCUGCAAUCGAAAAACCAUCCCAGGCGUCGAGUAUUGUUUGCAAUAUGUAUCACUUCAAUGGUACAGUAGCCUUGCUUGGGGAUGCUGCACAUGCUACAGGAGGUGUUUCUGGACAAGGAGUGAACUCGGCUCUGUGCGAUUCUGUUGCCUUGGGUGAAAGUCUGCGAGACAAUUUUGAGCAUUGGAACAAGGAGCAGUCCUUGCAAAAUGCGCUUUUGGACUAUUCUCGAAAGCAAGUUCCAGAAGGCAGGGCUUUGUAUGAUCUGUCCUUUGGGCCAACCCCACAAGGAGUUCUCCAGCGCGUAAAAUUAAUGUUGAAGAAUGCACUUGAUUUUAUUUUUCAAGGACGUUUCGGUAUUGGCGACGUUCCGUUGCAAACACUCCUAACAACAUCAACCAGAUCAUUUGCAGAUAUCCGCCGCGACAGAGAGGCGAUCUACUGCGAGCCGUUUCCGACUCAAGAAGAGUGGAACAACAAGCUCAUUGGUAAACAAUGA
Molecule: messenger RNA, 1625 nt
Organism: Phaeodactylum tricornutum CCAP 1055/1
Lineage: Eukaryota; Bacillariophyta; Bacillariophyceae; Surirellales; Neidiaceae
Exons: 1
Coding region: 75-1625 (516 amino acids)
Biological process (GO): NAD+ metabolic process
Molecular function (GO): kynurenine 3-monooxygenase activity; FAD binding; NAD(P)H oxidase H2O2-forming activity
Source: RefSeq, a predicted model, not a curated record